CAAUGAACCAUAUCUCACAAGUCAAAAACAACUAACUAGAGUUAUACAAGAGAAAAAAGAGAUCAUAAAAACAAUGGACUCUUCAAAAAUUGUCCCACUUUUUCUAGUAUUGUCAUCCUUAGUAGUAGGAAUCUCAAAGGGUCAAAGUAGUGUACCAGUUGUGCCUGGACUUUCAUACACAUUUUACUCUUCUAGUUGUCCGAGUUUGGAGUCCAUUAUUAGAAAUCAUCUUUCGCAAGUUUUUCAAAGUGAUAUAACCCAAGCCGCCGGCUUGCUCCGCCUUCAUUUUCAUGAUUGUUUCGUUCAGGGAUGUGAUGGUUCCGUAUUGUUGGAUGGAUCAGCUAGUGGUCCAAGUGAGAAGGAUGCUCCUCCAAACUUGACGCUUAGGUCUCAAGCAUUUAAGAUUAUAAAUGAUCUUCGUGUGCUUGUGCAUCAACAGUGUGGACGAGUUGUGUCUUGUGCGGAUAUCACUGCCCUUGCAGCUCGUGAUUCUGUUAAUCUGGCAGGUGGACCAUUCUAUGGCAUACCCUUAGGAAGAAGGGACGGACUAAACUUUGCUACAACAGAUGCAACACUAGCCAAUCUACCACCUCCCUCUUUUAACACUACACAACUCCUCAAUUCCUUUGCUACCAAAAACCUAAAUGCCACGGACCUCGUCGCCUUAUCUGGUGGCCACACCAUCGGUAUCAGCCAUUGCACCUCUUUUACAAGUAGACUCUACCCUACUCAAGACCCUACCAUGGCCCAAACUUUCGCUAACAACCUUAAGCUCACGUGUCCUACUACUAACACUGAUAACACUACAAACUUGGACAUUCGUACUCCUAACAUUUUCGACAACAAGUAUUAUGUUGAUCUUAUGAACCGCCAAGGCUUGUUCACUUCCGAUCAAGAUUUGUUUACUGAUUCAAGGACGAAGGGAAUAGUCACAAGUUUUGCGGUUAACCAAACCUUGUUCUUUCAAAAGUUCAUAGACGCGAUGGUUAAAAUGAGCCAACUUAAUGUAUUGACGGGGUCACAAGGGGAAAUUCGCUCGAAUUGCUCCGCAAGAAAUGCUAAUAGUAGCGUGGAUCUCAAGACUAUGGUGGAUGUGGAUCAAGAACAAGGAAGAUUGUCACAAUAUUGAGUAACAUUUGUACUUCAAGUAGAGUAUUAUUUGGAGUUUAACUAUUUAUUUAUAUAUGUAUGUUUGGUAAACUUUUUACGUGUAAGGUGUGACGAUGUCUAGAUGUGUGCCUUUGGUGUGUUAUCUAUAUACAAUAUGCAUGAAUAAAUGAGAUUUAAUCUCAACGAAUUCCAUGCUCAAGUAUUGUAUUUUUAAUA
Messenger RNA from Chenopodium quinoa (quinoa), 1326 nucleotides. RefSeq names its product peroxidase 12-like. NCBI's taxonomy places the organism in Eukaryota, Viridiplantae, Streptophyta, Magnoliopsida, Caryophyllales, Amaranthaceae. The transcript has 3 exons. Gene Ontology annotation, molecular function: heme binding; peroxidase activity. Gene Ontology annotation, biological process: hydrogen peroxide catabolic process; response to oxidative stress. The record is from RefSeq and is a predicted model, not a curated record. Bases 74 to 1129 code for a protein of 351 amino acids.